CUGUAAACAAUAUGGCGGGCAUAAUCAGAUUUUUACCGAUAACGCUAUGAAGCGAAGACAUUCAAGCCGAUAUCAACCGUUCUUAUGACAUCAACUUGUUUCAUGCAAGAAACAUCUGCGUAACUAAACAUGCCUGGGAAAGAACUAUUUCCGAACCAAAAGGAUCCUCGAGGAGCUUUCCGACAUGGCACCAAUCGCCAGGUAGAGUUGACACUGCGUCAUGAAUUGGAUGACGUGGCCAAGAAAUCCGUGACAGAGAUUAUAUACAACAAACAACAGAAAAGCAAGGAACCAUUGGAUGAGGAGGAAUAUACCUCUAAGCGACUCCAGCCAGAGUUUGUUCCAAAAAAAGUAAAGGAGAAGAGAAAGACCCAGCCUGUCUUCCAUGAUGAUAUUCCAGCUAAAGGGGCUAAGAAGGACCCAAAGUUCCAGUUGGUGCCAAAUAUUCCCGCCUACAAUCCCCUGGAUAAGGGAAGUAAUGCCCAGGCCCCAGGGGACAAGACGAGGAAAUAUCCUUAUACCAAGGAUUCUACAGUUACCACAAAAGAGCUGAAGCAGCCCCAUAUAUCCUCUGUAGGUGUCACCCCGGCCAGACAAAGUGUGGAUGUACCAGCUUUGAAGGUGGUCCUACAAGGUCAGGCUGCAGCUGUUGAUAAGGACUCCAUGCUUGACCAGAUGGCAAUGGCAAACAAGUUACGUUCAGGCUCGCCAGUUUCCCCCGAACCUAUUGGAGAUGAAACUGUAAGGGAAGAGCCGUUGAUUAUGUCAGACCGUGAUUGGUACAAAAAGCCUGCCAUUGUCAGUUCUGAGGGAACUACGAGAGGAGUUCAGUUUAAAGAGAGGCAAAAACCUGUACCACAUCCAUCCUCAUUGAAGAAACCUCUCAAGAAACGAUUACAAACCCCAGCCCACAGUGCCACCAGUAUCCGGUCGUCCCUACAGAGUGAGAACAUUUCCCUACCUGAUGAUGGCAUUUACAGUCAAUAUGAUGACGUCAUCGCUGGCCUUGACCAGGAUAUGGAAAAUGUACAGACUGCCAUGCAAGCCCAAGAUGAAGGAGACGACAGGGCUGUCAGUCGGGAUGCCAAGUCCUCUAAAGAUCUACUGGAGGAAGCCAGAAGAAUAUCCAGACCUGGGUCUGAGGCUCUGUAUAAAUCAGGCAAGAAGAAAGAGUCACCAAGAAAGAGGGACGGCAAGAAAGACAGUAAAAAAUCGGCUAAAGAAAAGGCAAAAGGAAAGAGUAAAGAGAAGGAAGAGGAGACAGAAGUCAAACCCAGGGUAGAGAGAACUGUAGAUGAAAUCAUCGCCUCUCUCAGAGCUCAUUCAGGGCAAAAGAAGAUAUCGGAGGCUGAUCGGAGGAUACAAGAGCUACUUGAAGGUGUCAUGGCAGGGGACAAUCUUUAUGAGGAUGAAGAAGCCCAGAAAACAGACUCUCCAGAUUUGAAGAAAUCAGAUACAGAAUUGGAGCUGGAUUCCCAAAGUGUUUCACAAACCCCUCAUCUAGAGGGCACAAGUGUGUCAUCCCCAUCAAUGGGAGACACCACGGCCCGAACUAGUCCAUCAGUCCUGGAGGGAUCAAAGGAAGGUGGGCAACAGGAACAGAUCCCAGAGGAGAAGGAGGAUGGGAAGACAGAAGGUGAGGCAGGCAGUGGCCCCGCAAACAAAGGUACAACUGUGGACCAACAAGCAGAUGACAAGCCCCAGACAGACAUACAGAUUCCGUAUCCGCCUACAGAUACUACUACACGAGGGGUGAUCUUCGGUGAGGAGAUCACAGACGAAGGGAGACAACUAGAGUCUGUAGACAUUAAACAGAUUUAUGACGAUUUGAUGGCUCCUCCAGAUGCUACUUACGAAGACAUUGUUAGCGUGGCAGGACAAAGUUUUGAUCUAGCAGGGAGACAACUCCGACAACCAAACAUUCCUCAGACCACGAUUCAAUCAUCCUCAGUAUCAUUUUUGUCGUCAUGGAAACCAAUGUCCCCUCGGAAGUACCCUCCCCCUGAGCAGGAAGAGGCUCCCCAUCCAUCAAAGAACAUCCAUCAUUUUUGUACUGUGACAGCCGAUUAUCAGCUUCCUGAUGAGUUCAGAAAUGUGGGGCGUAAAUAUCACACACCGAGCCGAUUCGAGGGCCAGCUGAAACAUCCCUACAGGUUCGGAAGCUCAGGUCCAAGCCAGGCAGAAACAAUAGAAGAGGAGACAGCUUCACAGCUGUCAAAGGCAUCUGAUGAACGAGAUGCAGAGGAGGAGAGACUGGUGUCGGCUGCAAGGCGUGUUUUGAUGGAGGCAGACGACGAUAUGACAACUUCCCGAGAGGACUCCUUUAUGAUCUGGAAGAAACGAGCAGAGAAUGUUUUUGAGCAGGAUGAAAUCACAGUAGAGGGCUCUCAGAUUGUCCUGAAGUCAGAUGAAUCUCGUCUGUACUGGAUGCCUGCCCCUCCUAAACUGGAUGUUCCACCUGUCAAGGUGAAGGAGGUCCUAUUUCCAGAAUACCAGCCUGCCGUAGUUUUGGGCCAGGAUAUUCGUGAACGGUCCUCUACACAACAGGAGGAGUAUGAGGAGAGUGAGGAAGAGGAGGAAGAGGAUGAUGUCACAGAAGCAGGACAGGAGGUUCAGGAGAGCUUCAGAGUUAUAUACCACAAAAGUUUGUCAGCUGAAGAUCUUACUAAACUUGAUAAAGCCAAAUCUCAGUACCAGGAAGAUGUGAAGGCAGGGAAAAUCUACCCAUACGAAAAGAGGAAACUUCUGAAGGGAGAGGCUCCAGUAGAUGAUGGAAAACCAGAGGAAUUGAGUCGAGAAUCGACCCCUAUAGGUCCCCCUCCUCCACAGGGUGGGAUUGUUGAACCGACAGAGGAGGAAUAUGAACCAGUUUUCCCUCUUCUAAGACGGAGUCGGUCAGACCCAAUGUUGGUGGGCCUUGAUGAUGAUACUCUCCUAGUGCCUCAGGAUUACAACUCGGCUAUGCAGGAGAUAAAACGUCAGAAGAGAAAUAUCCGUCAGAUGAAGCUGAAGUGGAGACUGGAGGAAAUAGAGAGACUGGAUAAGGAAAAACGUCUGAUGGAUGAAGAGAUGAAGGAGGAGUCUCCAGACAAUGUGACAAUCACCGCUCUGAAACAGAAAGACGACUCAACAAUUGAUGAAGCUAACCAGUCGAAUGUGGUAGAUGACCACGACACACUGGUUUCUGACCACGGUCAGAAACUGACCAGUGAUGAAAAACCUAAAUUAUCUAUGGAUGAACCAACACCAGCAGAACUGGCCUUGGCUGCUGGGCGGGCAUAUGUCAUUCUACCCAAAAAGGGGAAGAAAAAGAAGAAACGUGCCCCAAUCAACAUGGCACGUCUGGAUGACAUUGAGCGAUUCCUGAGGGCUCCACCAAAACGCCUGGAACGAUCCAAUUCUCUGACUGACAUAACCAAGCCUGUGGAAAGAGAGCUACGAGUACCAAGCAAGGUGAGGAGCCGAAUCCGCAGCAGUAUACCAGACUUGCUGAACUUUGAUGAGUAUGGAAAAAAGAAGGGACUCAGAGCUGAUGAUGAUGAGCGGGAAUGGGUACGUGUGAUCUGGAAUCGCUGGUUUGAUGAGCUAUAUCCACCAACACCCUCAGAUUCUGAAGAGGAAGACAAUAUGUCGGUGUCAGAAGAUCAGCCUAAGGAAGAGAAGAUGGAUAGAAAGCGGAAAGACUCCUUGACAAGCUCAUUGUCAGACAUCAUCAGCGUCAUUGACCCUAUCGAGGAGACAGAGGAGAAUCUAGAAUUAUUGGAGAUCAUGUACGAAGAGGUGGAGAAACUAGACAAAGAGAUUGCAGAAACAAAGAGGCCGAUAGCCUUCGACCACUGUAGGAGGGGCGCUCUUCUGAGGAAGCUUGGAAUGGUGAAGAGAGCAGAAGAAGAUCUGGACUCAGCCAUACGUUUGGAACCCAUGUUACUGGACGCCUACUGGCACCGACAUCUGCUGUUCCUGCUGCAGGACAAGAAAAAGGAAGCAUUAGAAGACCUCACCUUUAUCCUCAAACACAGCAAGAACCACUCUGGCUCCUACAGGUCCAUGGCGGAGAUUUAUCGUAAACAAGGGGAGAUAACAAUGGCAGUCAUUAAUUACACACAGGCAGUCAAACUGAAUCCGCUGGACCAUGAAGCCUACUACCAGAGAGCACUCAUGUAUGAAAAGAGAGGAGACAUGCUGUUGGCCCUCGAGGACUUGUCUAAGGCCAAGAAAAUCAUGCCAACAAGGACAGAUGCGAUCCUUAAACAUGGCCUCUACUAUUUUGAGAUUGGGAACUGGACAAAUGCGAUCCAGGACUUUACAGACUUACUGAAGGUUGACCCAUUAGACGCCUCGGCGAGAACGUAUCGCGGCCGAGCUUACGCCAAAAUGCAGCAAUGGUCACCAGCAGUGCAGGACUUGUCGGCAGCCAUCCACCUUGAUCCUCUCAGCUGGCAGGCAUUUUUCCAUCGUGCCUGUAUCCUCAGAAAAGCUCAUCCCAAACGUGCUCUCCAUGACUACAGUGUUUCACUCCUCAUCAAUGAUACAGAUGAGAAUGUCAUGUCCUACCUCCACAGGGCAAUCUUGUAUGACUCCAUGGGGAAACAUGAGGAUGCGAUCCCCGACUUUGAGAGUGUCCUCAAACUGAACAAGGACAUUGCCUGUGCUCAUGUUAACCUUGGACUUAUCUUCAUGAACCACUACGACAACUACCACAGGGCAAUUAAGAAGUUUGCCUCUGGUAUCAAGGUUGACCCUACGUAUGUGAGAGCCUAUGUUUGCAGAGGGGAAGCCUACCACAAAAUACAUGAGUUAAAGCUGGCCCUACGAGACUUCACCAGAGCCAUCCAUCUACGGCCUGAUAUACAUCACUACUACAUGUACCGAGGGCAGCUUGUCCUGGAGAUGGGUAACUUGGACCUGGCAGCUUUCUGUGUUAGGCAUGCCUCGGACAUUGGAACCCAAGACUCGGCCCUGGGACAGAUGCCAACACAACAGGCUGUAGUACAAACAUUCCUCAAGAAUUACGGCAAGGCAAUAGAAGCCCUCAACAUAGCCACCCGGUCCAAACCCAUAGCAUCACUGUUUAUGCUGCUGGGAAAAACACAGAUGAAAGCCAAGCUUUACAAGGAUGCCAUUGUCAGCUUUGAGCGUGCUCUGGGAAUAUAUAACGUCAAUACAAAGAAACCUUGGAAGCCACGAGAGCCGUGGCCUGCGGAGGCUGGAGAUGCCCACUUUCUGAUUGGCAUGUGUCACAUGGAACUGAAGAGAUACCUAGAUUCACUGGAAGCUUUCUCUAAUGCCAUCAAACUUGACUCAAGCUAUGCAGAGGCUCUGUAUCAGAGGGGUGUGGCCAGAACCAAACUGGGUAUGUCAAAAGGAAUACAGGACUUCAACAAAGCCCUCGCCAUCAACCCAAAGAUCUUCCAGGCAUAUCUAAGUCGAGCCUGUUACUAUGGGCACAGGAAAAACUACACCAAGGCCAUCUUGAAUUGUAAUGAGGCGAUCAAGUUACAGCCACACAGUGUGAGGGCUUUCCUCUACAGAGGGGCCCUGAAGUACCAUAUCAAGGCAUUUGACCUUGCCAUCCAGGACCUGACCAAGGCUACCAGUAUAGAUAGUAGUUGUGCUCUUGGGUACUUCAACCGAGCUGUCUGCUUCCAGGAGAAGAAGGAUUACCAGCGGGCACUAACGGAUUAUGGGAUCGUACUGUUGCUAGGAGAUGACCUCAGGCUACAGGUUUUAAUCAAUAGAGGAUUGCUAUACUUUGAGAGAAUGGAUUACACAAAUGCUCUGUACGAUUUCAAAAUGGCAGCCAAACUGAAACCUUCGGACCAGAGGAUUCUCCAUACACUUGGUCUUUGUUAUCAUAAGAUGAACCAACUCAAGGGAGCUCUAGCCGUUUUUACAUCUUGUAUAGAGAAGAACCCUGCCUUCCUCGACGGAAUCAUCGCCCGUGGCAAUGUGUAUAUGGACUGCGGUGGGGACGGGCUCCGCUGCGCAAGACGUGACUAUGAGCGCGCCUUGUUGAGGGAUCCUCUAUGUUUACCGGCCAGAGUAAACCUUGCCUACACUCUACAAGUGUCAGCCAAAUUUAUGCAGGCCUGGACGCAGUUCACAACUGCUAUAGCUAUCCGGCCAACCUUUAAGCCAGCAUUGGAAGGUCGUGCCAUCAUCAACUUACAGAUGAGUAAUACAUUCGCUGCUUUCCAGGACAUCAACGCCUCCAUCAGAGUUGGCCCUACUGCCGAGCUCUACACAAACCGUGGUGUCGUUAACCAGUUUAUGAAGGAUCACGUGAAUGCUAUGAGGGACUAUCAGGCAGCCAUACAGAUGGAUCCUACCUAUGCUCUCGCCUACUUUAACGCUGCCAAUGUCUACUUCCACACACGACAUUUCAGACAGGCCCACGACUAUUACACCAAGGCUAUACUCAACAACCCCAAGGAUGAAUCUGCCUUCCUCAACCGUGCUAUCACUAAGGUGAUGCUUCGAAACUCCGAGGGUGCAUUGUCAGAUUUCGGUGAAGCCCUGAAGUUGAGUCCCCACACGGCCCACAUGUACUUCAACCGUGGUAACUUGUACUCCUCUCUUGGUCAGUAUGAUAAGGCUGAGGAGGACUACAGUAAAUCCCUAAGUCUGAAGCCCGAUGAUGCCCUGGUGCUGAAGAGACGAGCAGAUGUACUUGGUAAGCUUGGGAGGAAAGGCGAGGCCAUAGAGGAUUAUAGACUGGCAGUGGAGAUACAGAGUCGUAGGAAGUCUUAGUGUGAAUCAGACAUUCCAAAUGUGGGGAUACAGAGAUGUAUGAAGUCUUAGUGGGAAACAGACAUUCCAAAUGUGGGGUUACAGAGAUGUAUGAAGUCUUAGUGGGAAUCAGACAUUCCAAAUGUGGGGAUACAGAGAUGUAUGAAGUCCUAGUGGGAAUCAGACAUUCCAAAUGUGGGGAUACAGAGAUGUAUGAAGUCUUAGUGGGAAACAGACUAUACAAAUAUGGAAUAUUAAAACAAUGACUUGAUGAAUGGAGCCUUAGGAAUUCCCAGUAAGAAUUGGACAUUCCUGAUACAGAAAUUGAGAGUCAUAGGACUUUCUAGUAAACAUAACAUCCCUUUAUGGAGAUACAGAAAUGGAUUAUUUGGAUUUCCAAAACCUCUGAAGCUGUGGGUAUUUCAUAGUUUGAGAGGGCCAUAUUAAAAGGUUCCAUGGACACAUAUUCCCGAGUUGUAGGGAUCUGUGGUCUCCACCUUCAGCCAUUCAAAGUCUAUACAAACAUUACGAUCUUGUAUCGCCAAGUUAUCUCAAACGAUUUUCUGUUCUGUGAUAAUUAUAUUUCAUGAUCUUUUUCAACUUGCAUUUCAUCAUGACUAGAAAAAAGACAGGCUAUGAUAAAAACAAGUUCCUGCAGAGAGAAUUUUGGUUUCUUCAGUAGUGAAGGACUAUCCCUAUGAAGACUGGACUUUCUGGGUUUUUUCCAGUAUUAACAUGUAGAUAAAUAUAUCAGUGCUGUGUGAGGAAGGUUAUAUUGUUGACUGUGUUUAACAUUAUAUUUUACCACUGUCCCCAGAAGAUUCCAGAUGGUCUCUCCUACUGUUUGUGGUCUAGUCUUUAUUUAUGUUAAUGCAUAAUGACAGUGUUGGAUCCUUGUGUGACACAGUGUGUGUAAUAACAUCUAGCAUAAAAUCUGCGUUUAAUCUUGUCCAACUGUGAUACAAUACUGUAUAUAAAUUUUGAUUUUUCCAGUUACACGAAAUAUAUAUGUUCAUGUAAAUAAUAUCAAUAUAUUGGAUAUUGAAAUCCUGAAUUAUCAGCAUUUCUUUCUGCUAGGUGCAUCUUAAAAUGUUUAAAUUUAUUUUUCAAUGUAUGCCAUGUAUAAUCUGAAAACAAUGUACAUGUAUACAUCUGACAUUCCAUUCUAUAUUUACUGUAAACAGUUUCAUAUCCGUCCAUAUAUUGCAUGUACAUGUUUUAUAACUGAAUAUUUGAGAAUAUUUAUUUAUAAUUUUCUGUGAUAGAGACCAUUCCGCCCUUGGUAAGUUACCUUGAUAGUGAUAACACUAAUUACCUUACCAGAAGUCUUUCCUGAUGAGGUAACUCAGGCUAUAAAAUUUGGUUGUAGUGAUAUACAAAUGUACAGUCAUUUUAAUGUAUUAGAGUUACUCCCCUUUGUUUCUCCUGCCAGUACAGAUGGUAUAUAGCCUUAGCUUGAGAGGGGAUGGGGGCCCUGAGAAUGUAUACAGUGGACCCAAGCGUAAUUGAACUAUCAUGAAUCAAAUACUUUCAGUCUGACAUGGAAAGACGACUUUCAAAAACAUAUCUUGAAACAAACAUUUAAGUAGUUAUUUUGAUUUUUUCAACAUUCAGGAGGUCAUAACAUAUAGUGUUCCAUACCAUUUAUUUUUCGGUUCUGUACAGUAUCUAACUCUUGGUUUGUAUGGAAGGGUGCUUGUGUGCCUUUUGUACAAUCCUUAUAGGUCAUCCUCUCAACUACAGUCCAGAUCUAUGUUAAAAUUUUAAGAGCACCUCUCUAGAAUUCACUUGAACCAAUGUUAAUUUCCCUGACCAACUCUCUACCGCCAGUAAUGCAGGCUUUUAUUUCCCCCUUUGACUCUAGCUAGAUCUACAAGGUCAGAAGGGUUCUCCUUAAAAUUGUGAUAUUAUUAGUGUACAUUUGUAUUUAUAAAUGGGUUAUGGUUACUGUAAUCAUUUUUUAGCAGUGUGAAAAAAAAAUGGCUCUGUUGGAAAGAAGUAUUACGAGUGAACUAUUAUAGAACUUAAUAUAAUUUUGUGCAUGUUUCAGGUAAUUUUAAAUCUGAAUAGACAUGCUUUCUCUUCAUCUUUUUUCUGACCUGGGAGGGACUGAUCCAGAGAAAAAUGUACUAUGUUAUAACAGUCAAUAUUCAUCUGUAAUGAAAUCUGUUUCUAGUGAGACCUUGACCCGUAUCAAGGCUAUGAAUUUAUCUACUUUUGAUCUGUUUGAAUUUGUAAGCACAGCAGUUUUAAUACAGGCACUUAGCCUGUAAAUAAUCACUGAAAUCUCUAUCAAAAUAAUUUGUAAAUAUAAUCACAUCUUGUAAAUAUAACAGUAUUUUUGUGUACAUAUGUAAUAUAAAUAUUUAUUUUAAAAAGAAUAAACACAUUGAUUCUGUUUCAUUUUCAGUUUUUAUUUUAGUUAUCUUUGUAUAAAAUAGUAUAAAUUUGUUCAACACUAUUUACAAACUGUGUGUAGUUUCCAUGACAACAAUGAUAAACGGAUAAUGUAAAAACAUUUGAAAAUGUGAUAAAUUUUAGAAACUUUUUACACAUACAAUAUGUUAUCCAGCACUUAAUGUAGUAAUAAUAGAACAGUUUCAUAAUUUAGUAAGAAUUAACAAUAAUUUAUAACAUUUAUUCAAUUAAAAAAUAUUAUGUCAAUUUUUAUAUUGGGUAAAAUUGGAAAUGUUCAACUCUGCAGGAAAAUAUUGAGCAUCUAUCCAACAAUUUCUGAUCAUAUUCAUUUAUUAUACAUCAACCUUAGAUACUUUUUCAAGUCUUGCUAUAUAUAAAAGAACAGUUUUUUCUUUGUUCUUUUAUUUCCAUUUAAAGUCCAGUAAGACUAACAGAGAGAACAUUUCCUAUUUUAUCCGAUUUCUUUGUGAUAUUAAUGAAAAAGUGUGAAAAAACUUCCAUGGUUUGAAUGAAAAUACUGAAUGUGGCAAAACACACACACACACAUGCACACUACUUGGAAGACAAGAAGCAGUGGAAGGAUUCAGGAUUGUACAGAUGAAAUAAAUACAGCAAGUUUAAUCAUGACAAUUACCUAAAAAAUAGUAGUAGUGACAGCUAUGAUCACACCAUUAAUUGCCUUAACAGUGGUAGUGACGAUAAUUAUAAUCUCAUGAUCAAUGAUCCCAUCAUAACAAUAAUCAUGAUCAAUGAUCCCAUUAUUACAGUAAUUAUGAUCAAUGAUCCCAUCAUUACAAUAAUCAUGAUCAAUGAUCCCAUCAUUACAGUAAUCAUGAUCAAUGAUCCCAUCAUUACAGUAAUUAUGAUCCCAUCAUUACAAUACAGUAAUUAUGAUCAAUGAUCUCAUCAUUACAAUACAGUAAUCAUGAUCAAUGAUCCCAUCAUUACAAUACAGUAAUCAUGAUCAAUGAUCUCAUCAUUACAAUACAGUAAUUAUGAUCAAUGAUCCCAUCAUUACAAUACAGUAAUUAUGAUCAAUGAUCCCAUCAUUAAAGUAAUCAUGAUCAAUGAUCCCAUCAUGACAAUAAUCAUGGAUGAUGAUCCAAUCAUUACAGUAAUCAUUAUCCCAUCAUCUUAAUAACCAUGAUACAUAAAUAUUAUUGAUCAUAUAACAGUGAUCAUUCAGUUAUGAUGUUACCUUUAUGAUCACAGUCCCUAUGAAAGUGAUCAAGCAUUUGUUUUCAUACCACAACCACUGAACUGUUACAGCAAUCAUUUACACUGUCAUGUUUUGAUCAUGUAAAGGUUUAUGAGUGCCAUGCAUUCGAUGUUUAUUUACAAAGCAAUAAAGCAGACAAUUUUGCCACCCUUCACUAAGACACUAACAAUAUCAAACACCAACAAACAGUAAAAGAACAAUCGUAUUUUUGAAAUAUUCCUAUUGAUUAUUCGUAAGUGUAUUGGCUAAUAUAACGACCUCACCAGUGUCUUAAAUGUUAAAGAAUAGAAAACAAUAUGUACAUAUUCUCAAAAAAAUAACAAGGAUCUUCUAUAUUUGUUAAUGCUACGUGUGCCGAGAGCAUGAUACAAGCUAACAAAGGAAAUUUUCUGCCUUUUUCACACCUUUCGCGACACAUUAUCAAGUCAAAAAAGAAGAAACUGAAUUUCUAAAAAGUCUUAUAGAUGAAAAAACUUCAGCAUUAUAUAAUACAUGAAAUUACAGACACACCACAAAAAUAAGGACUGUCAAUUUGGCAGCUUGGUUCUUUUAAAGAACAAUAGUAAAGAGUUAUGAAUAUGUUAAUUGUAUUGGAUUUCAAUAAAGACCUAUAUAGAUAUAUGGUAACUAUGACAACAGUAAUUUAAGGGAGACAACACCUAUUUCUGAUAUGGUCACACAUUUGAGAUUGUUAUGGAAGCACCAUGUUUUCAAUUGGACACAUGACCAAGUAUUUAUUAAUAUAAAAAUAUCCGUAUCAAUAUGUAUGACAUAAUGAGAAUAUCUAAACUUAUAAUGGGAAAAAGAUGGUGCUGAAAUAAAAUGGAUGCUAGUGAACAAUAAAUAAAAUAGUGAAUUAAUGAUGAUAUAUAUGAAAAUAAAUGACUGUUUUGGUAAUGUAGACUCUAGUCAAUGUAACUUUAUUCUCGGAACUUCUUCAAUAAAUUAUUUUCAGUGUACAGAUAGAUAAAAUGUUUUUUUUUUUAAUUUUUCUAACAACAAAGUUUUCAUGUAGAAUAAUUUGGAUGCUAUGUACCUUUAUAGUUUUCCAAACCAAAGUGAUAUUUUCCAUUAAUCAUAAGCAACAAAUAUCAUCCAUUUCCUCUGAAUAUACAUUGUAUGUUCAUGUUGAAAAUAAAUUGUU
Messenger RNA from Pecten maximus, 11510 nucleotides. RefSeq lists its product as uncharacterized. Bases 130 to 6750 code for a protein of 2206 amino acids. Lineage: Eukaryota; Metazoa; Mollusca; Bivalvia; Pectinida; Pectinidae. The record is from RefSeq and is a predicted model, not a curated record. The transcript is spliced from 58 exons. Gene Ontology annotation, molecular function: protein binding.